Molecule: messenger RNA, 7462 nt
Organism: Varroa destructor (honeybee mite)
Lineage: Eukaryota; Metazoa; Arthropoda; Arachnida; Mesostigmata; Varroidae
Product: transmembrane protein 185B
Source: RefSeq, a predicted model, not a curated record
UGCUCCCGUUGCUCUGAUUUCAUCCUCUGAGCUAUUCUUGCGCCCGCCAGAUCACGAGGGCAAUAACGGUUUAUGAUUAUUGCCGUGAUCCAGUUUGCCGUCCGGUACCCUAAGACUGCUGUUCCGUCUCCCUUUACACUGCUGCGGCUAUUUUGUUUUGCCGCCACAGUGCUUCGUCCUUUUCCAAACACUAGGCAGGCGGCCAGCUGAUCGCUCGUCGUGGAAAAAAGCACUCACUCAUUUCUCGUGUACAGACGUAGGGAAGGCAAAGCAGAAAGAGAUUUAGCAUAGUGUGAAGAGCGCACUAUAACCAGACCCGCCACGAACUAGCCAGUGUUGUAGUCGUUCCUGUGGUGGUAAGAUCGCGUUCACUACCUUGCAGCUACAGCAAGUGUUACUUUGAUUGUUACUGUUACUUUUAGUAGCAGUCUGACUACUAUCACGGCAACUUGUGUGAUCAUACUGGUCGUGUGGCGUGCACCGAUAAAGUGAAUACUAUCUGUGUAUUUGUAUACGUGCGACCGUGGCGGUAACAGGAGCUGCUAAUAGUGGUGUCAUCGCCGCGUUUGUCCCACGACCAAAGGUGCUACUACAACGGCAGGGUGUACGCGCUCGGUGCGGACCAAUGAUAGUAAUAAUAACAGGAGUAAUUACAAUAAAAGCAGGAUAAUAAUAAUGUGAUAAAAAAAUAAACCAAAGAAGAAAUUCCGGCCUACUGUCACCUAGUAUCGCGUCAAAAUAACAGCAGAAGUCUGCAAGUUACAUCGUCGGUGACGGACUCCAGCCAAAUACCGAGCAGGUGACAGAUCGAGUGAUUUUGCCUUCGGCCACUCGCGCAGUUACAGCUGCCUUGGUUUGCCAGCAGAUCUGUACAUUUUGUCGGCGGCGGUGGCUGCGUUAGAAACGACUGACUAAGCAGCAGCAGCAUACGUAGCGACGACAAAAUCUCACCAGGCAGUCUCGCCACUUAGAGUACUACCAUUUUUAGCUGUAAUAAUAGAAACAAGCCAAAGCAACAGCAGACGUAUUAACACGAGGUCAACAAUAAAUUGUCGCCAAUGACGACAUUGGCGACUUCGACAACAUCCCUCUUUCUUCACCUCAUCAUAGCUUUUCGUUGCCUUUGCCGUGGCCGCGAAUAGCAGUAGAUCGUCUACAAUCGAGGGAGAUGGUAAAGGAAUACUGAGAGCAAGAGUGGAUCGGCGAUUCGGUCACUAUGGCGGUUUGAGCGCCAGCUAUUCUCGCCGUCGUUGUCCGGAAGCUAGAAGAGAUUGGGUAAUAUAGUGGAUGAUAGUAGCAAGUAUCCACUGGUGGUCGCGGCUAUGGUGAAACUGUUGCUGCUGAAAGUACAAGUUGCAAUCAACGAACAGCGUGUUCUUUCGCUAUCACUGUUUACUUCGUUGUGAUUUGUACGCUCAGCUUUCGUCGGAUCGAGUAAAUGUUAUUAUUGUUGCGCAGAUCUGUUCCAGCGUCGGCGCUCAAAUGACAGACCGACUGUUGAUCUACUGCUCUCUGUUGGCGUUCGUGCUGCUCCUGUCGCUAAAGUGGGAUGGAUACGUUGAUGCCGACUACUGGCUUGUGUUCAGUCCACUUUGGCUAUGGAAACUUGUCGCAGUCUCGUCUACCCUGGCCGCCUCGUACCUUUGGCACCGCCAGCCGCAGUAUCGGAUGGAUCAAGAGGCCCUACUCGAGUAUAAAGCGAUGAUGAUGUGCGUGUCUCUCCACCUACUUCUUCUCGUCUUUGAAGUCCUGCUCUGCGACAACCUCGAAACGCCAGCAAGGGAUCGUCACCUGUGGACAGUGGUUUGCAUCCCGUUGCUUGCGCUUUGCCUUCUCGCCAUCGUCGUAUGCAUUUGGUCUGUCAAACAUGACCGGCCCUUUGAGAUGGAACUUCUGCUGGCCGUAAGCGUCCUGCAAAUACUACUCGUGGCUCUGCAGGUGGAUCGACUCGUUUCGUGGUCGUGGGCGGCAGUAUUCGUUCCUUUGUGGCUACUGUUAUGCGUCGCCCUCGUCGGGGUACUCUAUUCCUUGAUUUUCGCGGCAAUCCUCGCGCGAACGCCUGAGGUCACCGCAGAACAGAAGCGGUUGGCCUCGCAUUCAGCCGUUUCGUACACUUUACUUGUGUUACCGUUCGUUGCCUUUCUGGCGCUACUGACGAAUAAAUUAGACGGUCGGAGUCAACUCACGUUCACUUCGUGCUCUAUGCCACUAGCGGCCACCUUCGUGGUGCUCCUGAUUCUUUCAUUUUCCUGCAAAACAAGAAAUGCUUGGCUUUUUGGAUCUCGUCAGGAUCUUUGCCGUCUCUUGAUCACAGCCUGUCCCCUCCUACAGGAAUACGGGAACAUUUCGUACCGGUUACACAGUAACAGCCAUCAGGCCGCAUCCGCCAGUCAGCAAAGCCAGCAAGCUCAACAGGCCGAAAAUGGUCAAUCCGACCUUGUUCCCUCGGCGCUCACCAGGACCAAGCCACACAAAGGCAGCAGUAGUAAUACUAAUAAACGUCAGGAACAAGAUGGAGCUGUAUGCCCCAUAAGGGCGAUCGAUACUCCAGACUAGAAAGCAACGAUAGGUAUUACUCCACGAGGGAUGAGUGACCGGGCAAUGUGUAUAAGUCAAGUCCAUCCACCAAGGUGGUCUGUAUAAAUAUGGCUGGAGGAAAAAACGACAUUCGUAAGGAUAUGUCGUUGUAAUGUGCAUAGUGUGCGCUCUGGGAAAGAAACAAGUUCACUGUUGAGCUUCUUUCGGUGUUGGGCUAUUAAGAAACCUUCUGGAGACGUUUUACGGUCAAUUGCAGCGACACCUAGUCUAGAAGAAGCGGCUAUUGCGACGCUGAACAAAGUGAAUUGCAAGGACGAUUACCUAAAGUAGCAAGACCCAUAAACCUUGUCUUUGAUGAAAAGGUAACAGUAGUAUCGAGCUAAUACACAAUGCCAAGCAUCAGUUAAUGUGUAUGUACGUAAAAGAUCAAACAUGCGUAUACACAUGAUUUCAUUAUACAUGCAAACACACGCACACUCGAAAUCCACUCAAACCAACAGAAAAACAUGCAGAGAACUUUUAAAUAACGAUAUUUUAACGCCAAGGCCUAUAUUAGGUGUAGAUGAUGACUAUGAUAAUACCAAACUUAGGUGAGGCAAGGUAAGAAGGGUAGUUUAGCUGUACAAAACAUAAACAGCUAAAUAAUUAACCUUUGUGCGCUGAUGCACACACACAAAAUACAAUAUCUGAAUAACCCAUUUACUAUGAAAGCUACUAAAUAACGAAAAUUGGAAGGAAUCAUGCAGUCGUCGAUGCAGUGUGAACCGGGGCAGAUACUGGGUUCACGACUUGUUUCAGAGGAUUGACGAUUUGGCUCUAUUAUGAACCGACCUUACGUGGCGACUCGUGGCCGCACGUUUGCGUGUAGAAGCAUAAUCAUGUCAAUAUGAUGUGAUGAUGUCUGGGGACAACAGCAACGAGUGCACUAAAAGGCCACGGGAUGAAGUUAGUUACAGUUCGGACGCAACAUUGAAGAUACAUGAGCGCGUGGUAGUGAUUACGACGAUGGCGAGUGCCUAACGUUAAGCCGGGAACGAAAUUGAAACCAGUGAGUUGUCGAGUAACUUUUAAUGAUACGACUGAUAAGAGACCGUUGCGAGACUGGGUAAAUAAACAUAAACCAACGUAGUGCCUAGUGUGGGCUCCGCCAAUGGCGACCUCGUGCACAAAGUGCAUCAUGCAAUUACCUAGCUACUUCUAUUACAACCAAUGCAACUACAAAUACUACUGAUGUUAUGAGAAGAAUAUCAGAACAUUAGGCGGUAGACACUCACACACAUACACACAUGUAUACAUAUUAGGCUAUAUUAUGGUAAUCAUUUGUAUUACUGGAAAAGACGCGACGCCAGACUACGUUGCUUCUAUUCAGUAAUUACCGUUUUUUUUUAAGUCAAUAUAACAAGUCGUCAGGGCUGAAGGUCUAUUUUCUUCAGUGCUGGUACUCGACAGAGUAAGCUUUUAGUAGCAAAUAUUCGGCAGAGCUUUUAUAGACAGACGGAACGAUCCUUGUGAAACGGCUUUGAGACACGGAUCUAUUGUUUAGGCAAAGAUCAACGACAAGAGCUAUAUUCAGAGCCGAGUAUUUUUUAGGAAUUGCGGCAUGAUUUUUCGAACUUAACUGUGUGGCCGUGUUUGUGUGUGUGCAUGCGUAUAGUGUAACAACAAAUGCAAUCAAUGCUCCCAUAAUAAUAGAAUUGGGUGACAUAAAAGAAGUGAACACGAAGCACGUUACUGCUCGACCGAGCAGCACAAGUGACGGCACUCCACAAUAAUGUAGAACAACGCAUAUUCUCAUAAAGGGUCAUGUGUUAGGCUUUGAACAAUCAUAGAUAAUCUACAGACUGCAAUAUUAUGAACAUUAUUGCUACAUAAUAGUAUUGCUACAUAACUGACUAGAUCACGGAUAGGUACCACGUACAGACGAACUGGACUGCCGCGCAAACCUUUCUACCAAUGAGGAACUGUAAAAAGAAGCUAGAGGACUCAGGCACCCAGAUGUGCUCCACGACGUCUUGGACAAUAUUAGGCCUAUCUAUAGGCCUUAGCUUACUAGGUACGUAGUCAGGUUUUGACAUGUUGUGCGUCAACAGAAAACACCAAAAGCUGUUUUCUGUUGGUUGCGUUUUACUAUUAACGGGCAGCGCGGCAGCCCGUAGUGCAAUGCGAUGAGGUUGGUUUUUAGCUCCUUAUAACAAAUCGCCAAAUGAUGCUAACGCUUUUUCUUGCCCAGAGACAGCAGUAAAGAUAGCAGUUUUCGUUGUGGUAUAAGUCAAGAAAGGCGUGCUAGCAUUACAGCUCCUAUUAACUUUAGUCAAAUGUUGUUAAUCGAUGUUUUAUUAAAAUGAAAAUAAUUCAUUACUUUCUGUAGAUCUUUCUGCAGGCAUGUGUGUAUUUUCUGUCUGCAGUGUGUGUGUAAUAAGGAACACGUAUAAUACCUAUAUGACAUAUUUAUUAUAUAUUUGUAAAUAACGAGAGCUUCGAAAAAAGCUAGAAAGGCUUGACAGUGCUAUAUAAUAGAAGAUGCCUAAACUAUGAUUACAGGAGAUACAUACGAAAACAUUUUCGCAUUUGAAUGAACUAAACAUCUUCGGUUGACAUAUCAAAGACAGUAAAACAUGAAAAUAAAGACGAGUAACGAGUAUCAUUACCAUUAUAGAACUAGAGAUUAUAACGUUGAUACUACGUCAUUUAUUGGAUUAUAAUAUUAUGCUUUUGGUGAUUGUGCGAUGUGUGUUUUGAUGCGACGGUGUGUCUGAAGGCGUUUGUGUGAAUUGGAGUGGACGUAUUUGAAAGAAAUAGCAUCAUUCGAUGUAAACACGUGGGACACCUUAAUUGAGACUAUGAGAGAUAACACCGAAGAUUAGCGAUAUUUUCGUAGAUCUCAUUACCGCAUUAUUUUAACAAGAAUAAUACCACGACAGUUCGCAAUGGAUUACUAAUAGCGACAACCAUAUCGAUUGGUCGAUAUCUCGUAAAAUCCAUUACUUAAUCCGGCUAAUAGUUUGUAAAAAAUCACAUUGUGCUAAAAUAAUCUGGGUUAGUCUGGCAGUGGCUGGCAAUCCAGUACCUGCAGAACGGCAAAAAGGGGGAAUAUUUAAUUAGGUUUAUUGUUUAAUAGUGUUUUAUUUGAGUGUUUUAUUUUUAUUUUUAUUAUUAUUAUAAUUAUGAAGGAAAUCGAAACAACAAUUCAUAGUAGACAUUUUGCCAAUUUCUGUGAAAAUAUGAAUCCAAGUGUGAAAUACACAUAAUCUAUGGGCGUCAGCGAAGUCAUUGAUCCAGAUAAAAUACAUAUGCAAGCUACAAAUUGUAGCAGCUUGCAUUUGCUAAUUGAAAACGUUAGUUUUUGUUCUGGUAAGUGUAAGCCGUUUUUCAUUGCCAGCUAUUUUUCGUUGUCGAAUGUCGAUAUACUUCGAUUUUUAUAUCGAACUCUUAUUACUUAUAGUUGAAAUUCAAGAUAAAAAAGAAUGAUUUUGUUCUACUUCUCGUUUUCUAAUAAUAUAGCUUAGUUUAGAUACGAGUUUAGGAGCCGUAUUUAAGGAGUUUACGGUUAACAAAGAGGGUCGACUUGUUUGAGUGUGAUGCGAACGCUAAUGACGCUUUUAUUUUUACUAUUCACCUUAGCUCAUAGUUCAAUGCAAAUGAUGGAGGAAAUCUAAACAACAAUUUAUAGCGGACAUACUAUUUUACACGCUUAGCUUCUAACCAACCGCUGAAAAUAAAAUAACGAUCAUUAUAGCAUGCGUGAGAGUUUAUAAAAUAUAUUAAUAACUAUUAAAUGGUUACUUCAUAUGGGUAUAUGUAUAUAAUUGUUUUCGCAAAUUCGUCUUUACUAUAACAAUAACAUUUAAUGGAAGGCGUAAUGAGCUUCUUGCGAGAAGAUGUCCAUGGUCGAAUGUAGCAGGCCAAUAUAUCGAUAUUAGUUCCGUUACAACUGAUGUAUUAGGACUAUUUCACGUGCUGUAGCAUAUCGUUGGGUUCAGAGUCCUACAAAAAAAUACACUUCACAUAUUAAGAAUACAAAAUGACCUAUUUCGCUAAAAAUAAUAUUAAUAAUCUUAAUCGUGCCAGGUUGGUUCACAAUGGGAGCAUUUUACGGCUUCUGUGCAGUUUAGGAGUUGUUUUGAUAAAGAAGAUAUCGAAAAGAAGAACAUAAUGAUGCUGAUGGUAAUUGUGCGAUAAUAGCUUCUGUUCGCUUUUAUCUCUACUUUUCCUCUCAAGGUUUCCUGACGAUGUUAGUUUCUUUUUAGUGAUUUCGUUUUAAUUUCUCUGACUCUAAUCUAUUUUUUAAAAAACCUGUAAGGUACUCUGGCAUAUGAAAAGAUAAAAAUCCUAUUGUAAAAUUUCAAUGCUCGCAAUUGUGUUUUCUAACUUCUUUAUUAUUUUCUAAGCCAACCUUGGGCUAUGCAGGCGCCUCUUCUUCCAUAACAAAAUGUACGUAUAUACAUAUAUAUAUAGGAACUGUACGGAAGUUCACGUCGCCACACAUGAAGAAGGCGGCGACUAUGGUCAAUAUUUUGAUCACGCAUUCACUUCAAAGACAUGGUCUAACUAUUUUUGCUAACCCCACCAUAACGGAAGAAGCUAAACCACCAGAGAAAAACACAUUCACUGUGAGAGAUAAACUGUCUCACAACAUUUCAAAAACCGACUAAUGGACAGGAAGUGGAAAACGAAAUAAAUGUUUGACAGGGGCAGACAAAGGCACCAAAGUCAAAAUAGCAAGAAAACGAAGAAAAUAUGUAAAAUAACUACUAGUGAUAUCUACACACCCAUUAAAGAAUGAUAUAGUUAACUAAAAAUAUUUUAAUUAGCGUCAAUGCGUUCAAAAGAACAAAGCUGUUACCAUUCACCCCGAAAGACCAGAAAAAACAAAAUAUGUAAUAUAUAUGGCAUAGGUAGAGAGUAACGACAAACUCUACAAACA